AGUAUCGGUGGUGGUAUUUUUUCUGUUAUCCCCAUAGUGGGGAUGGGUGGUGUUGGAAAGACUACUCUUGCUCAAUUUGUCUAUACAAAGAUGAGAGAGUCAAACAAAGAUUUGGUACUCGAGUGUGGAUUACAGUGGGAGAUGGUCCACUUGACUUGUGGAAUGUGAUGAGGUCAAUUGUGGAGAAGGUCACUUCUAGGAAAUGUGAAAUUAAGGAAUUGCAUGACCUUCAAGAGAAAGUAAAGAGGACUCUGAGUAAAAAGAAGUUCGUGUUUGUUCUUGAUGAUCUUUGGGAUGAAGACUGUACUAAAUGGAAUGUCUUGCGAAGUUGUUUCAAAUCUGGAUUGCAAGGAAGCAAGAUUAUUGUCACAACACGUAGCACAAAAGUUGCAUCAAUUGUGAAAACCGAGUCAAUUUAUAAGCUAAAGCCACUUUCUGACGAGGAUAGCUGGGCUUUAUUUGUAAAUCAUGCCUCAAUUGAUGUCGACACCAAUGAUUACUUGCAUCUCAAAGAAGUUGGAGAAAAAAUUGUUGCUAAGUGUAAGGGACUUCCUUUGGCCAUAAAGUCAAUUGGUGAUCUCUUACGAGGAACGCGCUGCAAGGAGGAAUGGGAGAGCAUCCUAAACAAUGAUAUAUGGGAGUUGUAUGAAAGAAAACAAGUUAAUAUUCUUCCAUCUUUGUGGUUGAGUUAUCUUUAUCUACCUUCUAAAUUGAAGCAAUGCUUUGCUCACUGCUCUCUAUUUCCAAAAGAUUUUGCAUUUAGUAAAAAAGAUAUGGUCUUGUUAUGGAUGGCAGAAGGUUUCUUACAUUCUGAAAAUGGAAAGAGGGUUGAAGAAGUUGGAGAAGAGUAUUUCCAAGAUCUAAUCUCGAAGUCAUUUUUCCAACCUUCAUCAUCCGACGGUGAAGAAACUUUCCUUAUGCAUGAUCUUAUACAUGAUUUAGCAAUGUUCAUCUCAGGAGAGUUUUGUUUAAUGAUGAAUGACAGUAAUAAAUGUUCUCCCAAGGUUCGCCAUUUACGUUGUGAAGAAGCUAGUAUGGUUAAGAGCUUUGAGGAGAUAUCUAAAGUGAAGCGCUUCUUGCGCACCUUAUUAUUGUUACAUAACGGAGCAGAAAUUGAUGAAGAAUUGUUGUCUAAGUUGCAUGAAUCAUUCCCACGCUUAAGAGUACUAUCCAUAGAUUGCAUAUACGCUGAGCAGAUCCAAACUUAUCCUGAUUCAAUAGGAAAUUUGAAGUAUUUAAGAUAUUUGAAGUUACGUUGUCGCAUUAAAGAGAUACCGAAUACAAUAUGUACGUUGUAUAAUUUGGAGACACUAUUGUUGGAGGAAUGUGUAAAUCUUACUAUUCUACCAACUGAUAUAGGAAAUUUAAUCAACUUGCGACAUCUUAGUGUUUCUCGUUCAUUAAAAGAGAUGCCACUGCAAUUGGGGAAGCUACAAAAUCUGCAAACACUGAAUAGAUUUGCUGCGGGAAGAAAUAGAGAUUGUGGUGGUAUUGAAUUGUUGAAAGAGUUUCAAGAUCUACACGGGAGUCUUUUUAUUUUCGGACUAGAAAAUGUGAAUGUUGGUAGGCUUGAGGAAGUUUCAGAUGCUGCAGCACCAUUAUUAAAGAGUAAGAAGUCUCUUAGUCAGCUAGAUUUGGCAUGGAAUCAUAAUCGUGAAGCUGAAGUUGAUGAGUUGCACAAACAAAUAGAUAUAUUCGGUGCCCUCGAGCCUCAUCCAAACUUGAAGGAACUUAGCAUUUGGCAUUACAAAGGCUACAGUUUCCCAAAUUGGAUGGGAGAUCCUCGCUGCUUGUCUAAUUUAGUAAGUUUGAAGUUGAUGUGUUGCUGUUUUAGCUUCUUUCCGUCGUUGGGGCAGCUGCCUUGUCUCAAAUAUCUUCAGAUUAGUUAUUGUAGUGUGGUGAAAAUAGAUUCAGAGUUUUAUGGUUCUUCUUCUGUUGCAAUACCAACAAAGCCCUUAUUCUUUACAUCUUUGGAGACUUUGAUAAUUGAGAAUUUGGAGAAGUUGGAAGAGUGGUCAUUUACGGAAGGUGGAGCUUUUCCUCGUCUUAAGAAGUUGAAAAUUGAAACAUGUCGUUACCUCCGAUGCUUGCCGAAAGAACUACCCACUUCUCUUUCUGAUCUUCAUAUCACUUAUUGUCCAUUGAUAACACCAAGAGUGGAGAGGGAGACAGGGGAGGACUGGCCAAUUAUUGCUCACAUCCCAAAUAUCAUUGUCAAUGGCAAGAAUAUAUAGGUAUUACUCUUCGAUUUGUGCCCCUUUUAGGCUGUGACUGUGGUCUCUUGUUUUAAAUCAACGAUUAAUUAGUGUUUAAUAGUAGCAUUUGGAGUCAUCACCUAAUUUGAUGCGUACAUAUUUAAUUUAAGCAUGUGAAGUUUAGUUGAUGAAGCUGGUAGAACAUAACUAUAUAUAUCAUGAUUAUAAUAUUAGUUGGUGGCAUUCAAGAUAAAAAGUUUAAUUUUCUAUUAUUUGAGUGAAAUUACAUGUAAAUAUAUAAUCACAACACAAGCUAUUAAUUUAAGUCCUGUUUUUGCAAGGUAAUCAAAUUAUAUAUGAGUAGUGAAAUGGAAGACUGAGUUGAAGAAUGGAAGAAGUCAGUUACCACCAAAUAAACACAUAUGACUAUGAUGAGACUUUACCUCUCUUAAUUUCUUACUUUUAGUUUGAUUGUGAUUGUGAUUGUGAAUAAUAAUAGCUAUACUAUAGUCUAUAGAGUGAGUGAUGAAACUUUGUACAAGAUGUUGACACCAUUGCUAAUGUUAAUGUUUUCUACUACCAUUAGUACCAGUAGAGAUAACAAACAACCAUUGCUACCUUUCUUAUAUAAAUCUUGCUCUCCAUUUUCUGUUA
Messenger RNA from Cannabis sativa, 2849 nucleotides. RefSeq names its product putative disease resistance RPP13-like protein 1. The transcript has 2 exons. Lineage: Eukaryota; Viridiplantae; Streptophyta; Magnoliopsida; Rosales; Cannabaceae. The record is from RefSeq and is a predicted model, not a curated record. The coding region runs from base 168 to 2234 and encodes 688 amino acids. Gene Ontology annotation, molecular function: ADP binding. Gene Ontology annotation, biological process: defense response to other organism.